This is a messenger RNA of Cephus cinctus (wheat stem sawfly), 1228 nucleotides long. Its product is annotated as succinate dehydrogenase assembly factor 2, mitochondrial. The transcript has 3 exons. Gene Ontology annotation, biological process: mitochondrial electron transport, succinate to ubiquinone; mitochondrial respiratory chain complex II assembly; protein-FAD linkage. Gene Ontology annotation, cellular component: mitochondrion. Lineage: Eukaryota; Metazoa; Arthropoda; Insecta; Hymenoptera; Cephidae. Bases 208 to 660 code for a protein of 150 amino acids. The record is from RefSeq and is a predicted model, not a curated record.
AUAACCAAGCAAAGUGUUGAACUUUUAUGUCAGUAAAAUUUGGCCAAAAAACAUUUCAAAGCAAUAUUUGGAAACUAUAUUUACAUACAAGUUGUCACGAGCUAAAGACGCCAUUGCACUACACGCGCCAAUACGAGGAGGAACUGAACAACUAGUGUUCAUUUUACAAUAUAUUGUGAUUAUUUAUUUAUUAUAUAUUAAUCAGUAAUGAAUAACAUAUUCAGACCCAGCUUAAUCGUGGUUAAACAACCAGGGUUUAUUAGGAAUAUUUCGAUAAGUUGUGCAAGGUAUAAGAAUUUCGAUGAUUUAGUUCAUCCAGAGGGUCACGAACCGAAUAUACCACCUUAUAUUGAACGUGAAGGUGAAAAUGCAACCCUAAAACGAGCUAGGCUUGUAUAUCAAUCUCGUAAACGUGGAAUGCUAGAGAAUGGUUUGUUACUUAGUACAUUUGCAAAAAAAUAUUUGGAUGGUUUUAACGAGAAACAAUUGCAGCAGUACGAUCGUUUGAUUAAUUUACCUUCAAACGAUUGGGAUAUAUUUCAUUGGGCCAGUGGAGUAAAGCCUACACCACCUGAAUUCGAUAAUGAAAUCAUGAAUAUGCUAAAGGAUCAUUUGCAAAAUAAGAAUCGUGAAUUAAGAAUUAUGCAACCAGCAUUAUAAACAAUAAAUAAAAGUAGUCAUGAGUAGAUUAUUGAAUAACUCAUUUUUUUUGAAGGAUUGUUUCAAAUGAUUUCUGCUUGAAAUACAGAAAAUAAAUUAUAGUUACCUAUUUAUAUGUAGAUAGAUGUCAAAUCGUAUGAUUGUUAAUGAUUAGUAAUUCAUUCAGAAAUGAAGUAUUAUAUAAAUUAGUAGAUACAAGUACUGACAAAGAUACUGAUUAUGAUUUUUGUGUACCUAUUAUAAAUUAUCAGAUAACGUAUAUAAGAAUUAUACGUAUGUAAAAUAAUUUAAAACAAGAUCAGACUGUGCUGUAAUGUAGUUAUAAGAAAUAUUAUUUAAUAUAUAGUACAAAAGUUUUAUUUCCAAAGAAUGGUAUUACAAAAUAAUAAUUUUACACACAGAGUUUCCCUGAGUGUUUAUAAUUUACAUAGUGCGCAAGAUCGUUAUAUUUCUGUACAACGUUGUUCAACUAACAUCAAUCAAACAUCAACAUGAUGCCACCACAGACAUUUACCUUACCGAACACAUGAGUACAUUCAUUAAUAAAUAAUUAUGCUUCGAUAAUAAA